Molecule: messenger RNA, 2517 nt
Organism: Sturnus vulgaris (Common starling)
Lineage: Eukaryota; Metazoa; Chordata; Aves; Passeriformes; Sturnidae
Source: RefSeq, a predicted model, not a curated record
AUGGCGGAGCUGACGGACGCGGAGCUCCGCAAGGAGCUGCUGGCGCUCGGCUACCGCCCGGGGCCCAUCACCGCCACCACCCGCAAGGUUUACAUCAAGAAGCUGGGCUGCCUGCGGGCCGAGGUGGCGGCGGCCCGGCGCAGCGGCCGCACCGCGCCGCCCAGCCCGGGCCGCUCCUCCGCAGGGCCGCCGCAGGCCUCGCCCUCGCGGCAGCGCUCCGGCUUCACCGGCGGGGCCGCCCGUGAGAGUGAGGAGGAGGACGAGGAGGAGGAAGAGGAGGAGGAAGUUGGGCGGCCGCCCGCGUCCCGCUGGGGGACGUCGGGAGAGAGCGGCGGGCAGACCUGGGGGGACCCUCGGGGGUCCCCGCCGGGCCGGGGCGGAGGCCUCAGGGCUGAGGGCGGCCUGUCCCGGGACAGCUUCGGGAGGCUGAGCCCUUCGGAGCAGUGGGGGACGACUGUAGAGAGAGGUGGCGGUGGGCUGGGGCCAUCCCUGGCUGGGCACGGCGGGUUCAGUUCCCCUUCGCAGUGGGACACGUCCACAGAGAGGAGCGGGGGGCUCAGCAGUGGCCUGAGACCCACCCUGGACAGGUUUCGGGGCUCAAACUCUGCAUCCCAGUGGAGCUCCUCAGCAGAGAGGAGUGGGGGGCUCGGCAGCCGGGCUGGCUCGGGCUUGGAUGGGCUGGGGGGGCUGAGCUCCACACCCUACUGGGGCUCCUCGGCAGCCUCCAAACCCCUUCCCAGCGAGGAGAGGCCCAGGAGCCAUUGGGGGACUUCAGGAGGAGGAAUUGGGGUGCAGAGCUCCCGGGCUGCCUGGGACACGGCAGGGGAGAGGAAGGGGCUCUCCGCCAGCACCUGGUGGAGACGGGAGAGCGAGGUGACCCCCAGCACCCAGUGGGGCUCCUCGGCGGCCCCCGGGAGGUUCAGCAGCUUUUUCAGGAGAGGGAAGGAAGACCUGGCUUCCAGCGUUGGGAAGGAGGCAGAGAGGGAUGCGGGCAGCCGGGCUGGGGGGCUGAUCAGGCGCUUCCCGUGGCGAGCAGCCGGCGAUGGGGGGCAGGGAGUGACCCCACGCACGGCCCUGCUGCGCUCAGCGCCCAGGCAGCAGCCGGAGGGAAAGAGGAAAGGCCUGGAGUAUUGCCUGUCCCAGUUCCUGUGCCUCGCCAGCCUCGUGCUGCUCCUGAUUUUUCUGGGCAUCCUCGCGGUGAAGAUGGUUGGGUCAGGCUGGCUGGACGGGACAGAGGAGAGAUUUAAUCUCUUGCCUGUGGAUUGUGACAAAAGCACGGAUGAUUUCUGCCAGGCCAAGCACAAGGACGUGACCAUGGCUGUGCUGCACGAGCUCUACAAUUACCUGUCGGUGCAGGCAGGUAAUUUUGAAUGUGGAAACCCUGAGAACCUAAAAAGCAAAUGCAUUUGGGUUAGUGAGGCGCAGGAUCACGUGCUGAAUGUAACUGGCACUUCCACACGGAAGUUUAAAGCUGCCCUGGACUGGAUACUGAACAGCAACAAGGAUUUGGGAAUUCGGUUGAAAGGCAGGGACAUGUCAGAGCCGGUUUCCAGCGUGGAGGAAGUGUUCUGCCUGGAAUCUGCCCACCCCCAGAUGGGGCUGGGCUGCCGCUUCCGCCGGGCCGUGGUCACAGCCAUCACGAACCUGUUCCUGUUCUUCUGGAGUCUGAUAACCCUUUGGGGGAUCCUGAUCUACCUCCGGUACCGCUGGCGGAAGAUGGAGGAGGAGGAGCAAGCCAUGUAUGAAAUGGUGAAGAAGAUCAUAGCUGUUGUCCAGGACCACUACAAGGAAUGGGAGCGGAAUUUGGAGCGUUACCCCUACGUUGGCAUCUUCCACGUCAGGGACAGCCUGAUCCCUCCUCAGAGCAGAAAAAAGAUGAAGCGAGUGUGGGAGAGAGCCGUGGAUUUCUUGGCCUCCAACGAGUCCCGGAUCCAGACAGAAUCACACAGGGUGGCAGGGGAGGACAUGCUGGUGUGGAGAUGGACUCAGCCCUCGUACCUGUCAGACUCUGAGCACUGAGCAGGAGGAGCAGCCGUGGGGCAGGGUGGGGACACGGAGCCUGGGCAGGGCUCGGGGCCUCGCUGGUGGUGGGAGGAGCAGGGCCUGGCCCGAGGGUUGGGAUUUGCACGGCUCUGUUUGCUCUCACUGCUGAAACUCUCCAAACACAAACAUUCAGGGCAAUACUGGCUUGGAAGGAAGAUGGGCUUGAGCUGGUGGGAAGCUGGAAUUGCACCAAAGUGAGCCUUCCACAGAGACCUGGCUCCUGUGGCAAGCAAACAACAACCUGCAAAGAAUAACUGCACACCCCUCUCGAGGGCUGGGGGGCUCUGCCACAGCCUGGGGGUGCAAAAUUUGACCUCAGUUCUGCAAAGGCCAACUGGUGGCAGAGUCCAUCUGAAAGAUAAACAUUUCCCAUGGAAACAUUAGGGUGGCAGUGCAGGCGUGUCUUUGUUUGUGUUUGUUUUUAUCAGUGCAAAGACAGUGAGGAAGCACUUGCUGCUUCCCAGUGAGGAAAAA